This is a messenger RNA of Ceratitis capitata (Mediterranean fruit fly), 2804 nucleotides long. RefSeq names its product centrosomal and chromosomal factor. Gene Ontology annotation, cellular component: nucleus. Lineage: Eukaryota; Metazoa; Arthropoda; Insecta; Diptera; Tephritidae. The record is from RefSeq and is a predicted model, not a curated record. The transcript is spliced from 5 exons. The coding region runs from base 398 to 2407 and encodes 669 amino acids. Gene Ontology annotation, biological process: regulation of transcription by RNA polymerase II. Gene Ontology annotation, molecular function: transcription cis-regulatory region binding.
UGUCAACUACCAAACGAAAUCAAUAAUCGCCUUUCAAAGUUGUUAAUUCGAUUUCAGUAAUUUUCUAAUGCGAAAAUUUUAAUUUGUCAAUUUUAAACUACACAUUUCGCAAAGAAAACUGUGUCCGGUUAGGGGCAAAGUUCGUGCGUAAACCGGGCGCCGAGUCGAACGUGUGAAAUUGUGGAGUAAUUUGCGGUGUUGUGUUGCAGUGAGGAAGAGAAAAUUGUUUACAUUUUUUGUUGUUGAGCUGCUUGCAAGUGAAUUGUGCAAAUAGUUUAAUUAUUAAAUAUUUAUGAUUGUUUCCGACCUACUUCACAUCUUACGGCGCAGCUAGGCGAGGUGAUAAAAUGUCGGGUAAAACAACGAGAAUCAGCAUGUCAAUCGCCUCCAAAAUAUAAUGUGCUCACCCGCAACAACCUACCGCUUGAGUUUUGAAAUAAAGUCUAAUGAAAACGGAGAUUCAAGCAACAACAAUGUUGCUAAUGCAAAAACAAGGAAGCCGACAACAGUUACAAAAAAUACAAAAACAAACAAAACAACACCUGGAGCUGGAGCAGCAGCAGCAGCAGCAGCAUCUAGAACUACAGCAACGCACCACAAAACUUCUACACCAAUGCAACAACAACAGCAGCAGCAAUUGCAGCAGCAACAACAACAACAACACCAGCAAUUGCAAUUGCAGACGACGCAAAAGCAGCCACAGGCGCAACAGUUAACCAACAACAUAAUAUUGCUGCGCGGUGCACGUAACGAAAAUGGGCAGAUUGUCAUUCAGAAUAAGCACGGCAUAAUAAGUAUAUUUAAUACUGAACAGCAACAACAGCUACAGCAACAACAACAACAAUUACAACAGCAGCAGCAGCAGCAGCAGAAAAUUGAUAAAACAACCGUUGCUGCGACACUGACACAAUUGCCCACAGCCACAACUGUUGCACGCAAAUCAAUACAAGCAACAACAACAACACCAUCAACAACAACAACUACGUUACUUGGAAGCGUAAGAAAUACUGGUUAUGUUGCUAAGGAAACGCCACCAACAGCGCCGACACCAAAUAUUGGCGCGAUUGGAGGAAAUAUGACUGGCGCCGGCGGUAAUGUCGGCGGUAAUAGCAGCAGUGGCAACGCCACAAAUACGAUUUUGCUGCAAACGCCAAUCAACGCAAGCCAGUUGGAGUCCGUAUUAUUGCAUUCGGCCAAUUUGAAGAAACAAUCCAAUGCUUCCACCGCUGCCGAUCGCCAAUAUCUCUUCAAAACAGCCUCGCGCAGUCUUAGCACCGACAGCAAUCGCUUGGGCCGUGCCUCGGACAGUGGUGCCGCCAUGGGCAGUAGUAGUUUGAGUCAAGCUAGCAGCAGUAGCAACAGUCUUUCCAGCAAAGCGCCAUUUGUAUUGCAAACACUUAAACGACUCGAGAAGUCACAAUCUAUACUAGUCAUACGUAAUCCAUCUGCCUCAUCGGUAGCUGCGCUUACAGCUUCCGCUUCCGCCUCAUCGCUCUCUACUGUCGCCGCCACAUCGUCCAGUUCUGAUCGUGUGUCCAGUACUGGCGCUCCAAAUGCACUGCUUUCAUCAUCUUCUGCCUCUUCGUCCCAUUCGGGAUCAACCCUUUCAUUGUCCACAUCCACGCAUGUGAGCGCGCCCACGCAAAUGGUUAGUGUUAGUACGAAUACACAGGCAGGCAGCUUAAAUUUUGCACGUGCCGUAAAAAAUCGGCAGACUACCGGAACGGCUGUUGUGCCAUCUACUGCUACAACGACAACCAAGUUGGGAAAUAUCACUGUGAACCGCACCAGCAAUGGAGCAUCGGCAAAGUCAACGUCAACGUUAUCAUCAGCUGCCACCACGACAACUACAACAUAUUUGCGUUUAGAGAAUGCAACAACUGUGUUUGCCAAUAACACUAACGGUGGUAAUCACAACAAUGCUAGCGUCAAUGGUGUGGCUAUGAGUAAAGUGGUUGUGGUCAGUGGUAGUAAGAGCCAUAACGCUGCCGUUGUGGCAAAUGGCAACAAAAAUAUGAAUGCCAGUAGCAUGAAAAGUGUUGACACACAUUCACAACAACAUCAACAACAACAGCAGCAGCAGCAACAACAACAAACGAAAUUAUGUCUGACCGACGUGCAGUUGAAAUUGGACACUCGCAACGGUGGAGGAGCUGGAAGUAAUAUCGUCAUUACGACACCUCAACAGCAAUCAGCAAUGUCAGCCAUACAACAACAGCAACAACAACAAGCACAUGGGCAGCAGCAAAAAACUUCGUUGUCAAAUGCGCCUCGUGGGAGCGGCAAUCAAGGGGAAGCUAGUUUCGCGCGUUCCAUGACCUAUGCUUUGGUCAUUGUCCUGACUACGAUUAAUUCAUUGACAUCGGAAAUCGAAAACAAUAUGAUGGUGGCGAUUCCGAAAACUUAAGAGAUCACAGACUCAUAAAAGAUCCCAAAGUCUUUUAAUUCAAUAACAAACUUCAAGUCGGAAAAGGAUUUCUUAUAAACUAUGUGUGCUAUUUAUGUAGCUCUACUUGAAGUGCACUCUUGUCAUUAAGAUUUAUUACAGUAGAGUAAAUUUGUAUGUAGAUCACAUGCAUUAAAAAAAAAGUAGAAAAGCAAAAUUUAAUUCGAAUUCUGAAUAAAAUAUAUCCGAAUAUCCAUUUGCGAAUCUCUGCUGAAUCGCAACAAAAUCGACCCAUUUCUCAAGUAGAGUUUUGACUGUCGCUAAAAGUGGAUCACCUACGAAAACCUCAAGCGAAAGCGGUCUGGGUCGAAACACUGUGAGUCGGCGAAAACGGUGGCCUAACCAGAAGGUUUUGCUG